Molecule: messenger RNA, 4946 nt
Organism: Mytilinidion resinicola
Lineage: Eukaryota; Fungi; Ascomycota; Dothideomycetes; Mytilinidiales; Mytilinidiaceae
Exons: 4
Coding region: 136-4488 (1450 amino acids)
Source: RefSeq, a predicted model, not a curated record
CACCGUCUAUCUUGUGCUCGGUGCCAUCACGACUUCAUCACUUUCCAUCAACAAACCCUUCCAGCUCCGCCCCAAAUCAUCGCCCUGGACGUACUCGCGAAUGACGGAUGUCGUUCAGGCAGGUUCGGCCUUCAUAUGUCCCUAGACGAACUUCGUGAUGCGACAGCCAGGGCGAAAAAGAAUGAGAUCACUUCCUGUGAGCUCUCCCGCAAGCGUAAACUGCGCGAGCUCUACGCCUAUACCACCUUCCUGAGCCCCCAACACCACCCGCAGCCCGCGCUCGGCUUCGACUUCGACUUCUUCGACCACGAGCCCAACGAGCAUGAGCUGCACUACUUAGAUGAGAAUGACAUCUCCAAAGGCCGUCACUUUCGCGACUCUACCUUACUCUCACCCUACGAAAAUGCAAAGCUGUCACCAAAGUCUACCAGUCUAUCAAUUACCAAGCCUCUGGAUGCGCCCUCUUCGCCCGCGCCUGCUGCCAAUUCCCUCCAGGUCGCCGCCGGUGAACGCCCCAAGAGAGUCUCUGCCUCGCCGUCGCGACACCAGCCUGCUUCGACCCCCGAACCUUUGACUGCCAAUGACGCGAUGCCCAAACGGAACCUGAAAUCCUCGGCGAAGGUAUCAAAGUCCACUCAGGCUCCAUUGGACCAUGCUGCGCCUGAUGGUGUCGAGGAUUCGGACGCGACCAAAUCCAUUACUCCGAAGCCUGAUGAACCUACCCACGACAACGAUGAUAACCAGGCAAGGACCGUAUCUGAAGAGCCAUCUGUGGACCCUAAGAAAGCUAUGCCAGAGACAGUAGACGACACAGCCAACCUACCAGACUCUGCCCUUCCCAACCACGACUCUGAAGCACCACCUCAACCGCCGCAAGUCGUGCACCUACCCCCGAAGAAAGAACAAGAGAAACGCUUGGAAGACACGACGCGUGCUUUGGAAAAGACGGCUGAAAGGGAGCGGAAGGAUGACGAGAGGCUGGGACUACCUCAUGCGGGAGAUCUUGCUUCUUCGCCGUCGUCAACCAUGGGCCAGUCGACAGCGACCCCUCGACCUAACCAACGCUCCCCUGACACAAGCCCGGAAGAGGAGACGUUCCCCGAUGGAGUCUCGCAGAUAGCAGGUGGAUCGACAGAACGGAACUCCAAGGGACUGCAGGUCAAUACUGGAAGAGAUGCGACGCCGGAAACUCCUGAUGCGCAGACCCAACUGGAGCGCGAACAAGCGAUUCGAGAGAUGAGAGACUCUACCAAGGAUAAUGGUGUAUCAGGCACUGUCGGCGCGCAUUCCCUUGCCGACUCGCUCACUCAACACGCCGAGGAAAUGGUCGAUGAUGCCCAGGCGAAUGAAGGCCUUCAACAAGCGGAUACUUCUCAACAGCAUUCAUUGCCAACUCCAUCUACGACCGUCGCUGAUCAUCUAGAAUCAAGUCAAAGCAAACCGGAUGUCGUUCCAGUAGAACCACAAAGAACUCCGACCAAGCAAACCACGCCUCCCGCCGAUGUCGAAAUGGAAGAUGCGCCUGACCUUGCAACGAAAGAUACCCAGUCGGCAAUUCGAUCGCCGCCCACGCGCAUGGUUACUCGUGUUUCAUCUGGAGCUAUGCGGCAAAAAUCGGUUUCAGAGAUUCUGGGCGAGACCCCACAUGCCGGUGGUACACUAACUCCCAGAUCUGGUCCUGUGACGCCAUCUCGUCCACGCCCUGCAGAAAGCAGACGCAAGUCGAGAGCUUCGACCAUAGUUAUUGCCAAACCGGAUGUUGCACGCCCUUCCAGCGCUGUCCAAUCACUCAACGAGGAUUAUGCUGCGCUUCGAGGAGCUUCCCAGGACGAGAGCAAGGAUUACCUCCAGGGAUUGUUUUCGUACCAAGCACACCAUCCGCCUCGAUCUACGCCUCUUCAAGAGCUGCUUCAGUCCGCGAGGAAGACUGUUACCACCUCAAAUACUCUGGCCACAUUACGGGAAUGUCAAGACUACAAGAUACUGAAGCGCGUUUACCAGUUGCAGAAUGCCAAUCGUUGGUCGUUGCGACAACUCCAGAGAUGUCGAGAGCCGCCUCGGCUCACUAGCCACCUCGACCAUGUUCUUGCCGAGAUGAAAUGGAUGUCCACAGAUUUCAGGGAAGAGCGGAAGUGGAAGCUUUCACUUGCUGCCACUAUCGCCGAGUGGUGUGCCGAUUUCGUCAAUAGCAGUCCAGAAGAGAGGAAAAUUAAGCAGGUCAAAGCCCGACGACCACCACAUGCUCCAGGAAACGAUGAAGAUAUGGCGGAUGCCCCUACGCCUGAUCUUAUCGCUUCAGGACCGAAUGAGACAGAAAACGAGUCGCUACCCGAUGACGACGAACUCCUUGCAAAAUUCGGCUCAAACCCCCCUUCGGGCCUCUUCGCUUUUGGGUUCAACGAUGUCAUGAUAAAGAUGGAUCGAACACCUUAUUGGGAGGAGACUCUCCGACAGCUGCCCGCUUAUGAGCCAACUCUGGAGACUGAUUUCAACGAUGCAUCGGCAGCGCUGAUAUCCGAGCCGUCUAUCCUACCUGUGUCAAGACUAGUCACUAGCAAAAUGAAGUCGCUCGUCAACGGCCCUCCUCGAAAGCGUAGUCGAUAUGAUUAUGAUCAAGAAGAUGAGCCUCCCAGUCGUCCGCUUAGCAGAUCACAAACAACCACUGAGCAUUCGAUGCCCUCAACGCCCGGACGCCGCUUUAACAGGAAUGAUCUAGACCCAGAAAUGACGGAUGUUGCUCUCUUUAAUCCGGAGAACAAGCAUGUGCGAGAUCGAAUCCAAGCCGGCCACGCGUUCCGACCGCCUUCCGAGUUUGCCAUGCCGUCGACCAGUUUCUUCGAAUCUCGGGCAUCGUCUCAAUGGCUUUGGGAGGAGGAUCAGAAGUUGCGGAAUUUCGUCAAGGAGUAUACCUUCAACUGGUCGUUAAUUGCGUCUUGCAUGGCGAUGCCCUCGAUGUUCACUUCCGGCCCGGAGCGACGAACACCUUGGGAAUGUUUCGAGAGGUGGGUGCAGCUGGAGGGUCUACCGGCUGAGAUGUCCAAAACUCAGUACUUCCGAACUUACCAGUCCCGACUGGAGGCUGCGCAACGAACGGUCUCAGCUCAACAGCAGGCCUUGCAACAGCAGCUGCAACAACAAGCCCAAUCUGCCGGACAACCACUGUCGUCACAGGUGCGGAGGCGGACUACUCAACCCAUCCGGGUGGAAAGACGUAAGAAUAAUCGCUAUCUUGCCAUUAUUGAUGGAAUGAGGAAGCUGGCUCGGAAACGCGAGUCGGCGGCGCACAAGCAGCAAGAAUCUGCCAAAGCUGCUCAGCUCCGCAAAGCACACGAGCCUACUGCGCCGAAGACAAGCGUCCAUACCCCGCAAGAGUUUAGCCGACUUCAUCAUGAGCGAAACGAAAAGGCGCGCGAGAGACAGGAGCUGUACCGCCAACAAAUGCAAAGGCAGGCUGCCGCUGCACAACGCCAACCCCAAGCUCCAGGACAACCCAAUCCAGCAAAUGGUGUCGGCCAACCUCCGCGAAACAGUACUCCCAAUGGAACUCACGUUCCAAGCCCCUUAUCGACCACAACCGCGCAGUCACAAACUCCCAACGCGAACAUUCGAACUGGAUCACACCCCGGCCAACCCGUCAUGCAGGGAAACUUCCCAAACGGCAAUAUGUCCGGAAUGCCUAUGGGGGCCCCUAGUAUCCCUCAAGCCCCAAUGCAGGCCAAUAUGCAGAAUCGACAGGGCAUGCCUCCUCCGGAAAACGUCCGGCUCGCCAUGCAGCGGAGUCAGUUCCCAAAUACUAAUCAACACCAAUUCCAGCUUCAGCAACAACAAAUCAACAUGGCUAGUAAUUUGGCUGGAGGUAUGAAUGGUGGCAACGGCAUCCCCAACCAAGCAAUGAUGGCUUCUAUGAGCGGCCAAGGCAUGAAUGGUAGCCCGAACAUCUCUAUGAACGGCAUGCAAACGUCAGCCGGAUCUCCACGGAUGGGUCAAAUCAAUCCGGUCGGCUAUCAGAAUCCCUCCCGGCCUCUCUCCAGCGGCCAUCUCCCAGUCCUCGGCCAAUACAUGCAGCAAGUUCGUGCCCAGCACCCUGAUUGGACACAGGAGCAGGUUCAGAAACAAGCGACGCAUAUGGUGCAGAAGACAGUGCAAGCUGCGCGCAACUCGGCCAUGAGCGCGGCCACAGGUUCGGCCUCUGGGAUGGGCUCGCCCAUGCCGACUGGGAAUGGCUUCAUGUCUAGCGUCAAUGGGAACGGCGGAGUUGGUGUUGCAGGGUCACCAAGCCCAAAUUCAGCGCAGUAUCAUACGCAGAUGGCACGCCAAAUAAUGAAUCAACGACCGCAGACGCAGGGACAGGGACAGAUGGGACAAGGCGGCAGCGGCAGUCCGCAGCUUGGCAAUGGGAGACCGCCAUCCAGGAGUGCGAGUGGGACUCCAGGCACUGCUGGUGUGCAGAGCCCCGGAUUGAAGCAAGCGCAAGCUGCGAGAAACUGAGGCAUAGACGUUGGUGUUGUAUAUAAUUUCUCUUUUUCUUUUCUCAUUCUCCGUCUUUUCUUUUCUUCUCCGGCGAGCGUUUCUUGCUGGAAGGACGGAUGUCCGGUUGGGUGGUGGGUCCCUUGGGUUGUUAAAGAUUGGCGUUAUGGCGAUAAUAUGCGAACAGAGCAGCGAUGCUAGUUGUUUGGCUCGGUAUGCAUGACGGACCGCAGGGGUCGGUCUAGUAGAGCUACUGUAUGCGGUGGGCUUUCGGUGUAGCUAUUACCCAUGUGGUAAAGCUAGUCGCAUCCAAUAUUGAAGAUGUUCAAUUUCGGAACUUUGAAGUUUCUUUCACUAGGAUCCUCUGCUCAUGCACUAAAUCUUCGUGCUGACAUGAUAUUGUUGCCUUUAACUUUGCUGUACUGCAUUCACUGACUCCCAGUCUCUAGUCGCCGGAUCCUACCUUUGUAAAUACCUCG